This is a messenger RNA of Phycomyces blakesleeanus NRRL 1555(-), 330 nucleotides long. RefSeq lists its product as hypothetical. The record is from RefSeq and is a predicted model, not a curated record. NCBI's taxonomy places the organism in Eukaryota, Fungi, Mucoromycota, Mucoromycetes, Mucorales, Phycomycetaceae. The transcript is spliced from 5 exons. Bases 1 to 330 code for a protein of 109 amino acids.
AUGAGUCAUCUUCCAGGAGUAUUGUUCUUCUGGAAAGAUCCGGAAAGACCAAUUGAUAUGAUACUUCUCCAGUCAGAGCAGUCCAAGGGUUUUGUUGUCAUAGAUACUAGCGUGUUUUUUCCUUCUGAUGUAUUCUCUUUACAAUGGCUAUCCGGAUUAGUCCAGACAAUAUUGCCAAAAAUAUUUCCUACAAUUAAACAAGACCAUCAACAUGAUGAAUAUUCAUCUGCCAAACACGCAAUUAAUCAAGAACCUCUAUCUCUUGGCGCCAUCAUUGACAUGGUUAUAUCAACUCUUGACAAGUACUAUCUAGGUCUACAAAUAAAUUGA